Messenger RNA from Dunckerocampus dactyliophorus (ringed pipefish), 5592 nucleotides. RefSeq names its product mucin-2 (gene tent5d). The record is from RefSeq and is a predicted model, not a curated record. The coding region runs from base 341 to 4195 and encodes 1284 amino acids. Lineage: Eukaryota; Metazoa; Chordata; Actinopteri; Syngnathiformes; Syngnathidae. The transcript is spliced from 3 exons. Gene Ontology annotation, biological process: mRNA stabilization. Gene Ontology annotation, molecular function: poly(A) RNA polymerase activity; RNA binding.
CAUGGAUGACUCAUAGCUGCUUAUACUCCGCGUGGACACCGGAUGUAAUGUGGUCUGUGUGUGUGUGUGUGUGUGUGUGUGUGUGUGUGUGUGUAUUUGUGUAGACGGGGCGAGGGUGUUUUAAAAGUAGAAGUUAGUAGCUUCGUAGCUAGUUCAAGUAAAGUACCAUAAGUACCAAAGUACCAUACCAUACCACCCUGUUGGUUCUAUUGCAAUACUGGCAUAUUUGGUAACGCCUAAAGUGACCUGUGAUGACUCUCACAGCUUCUGUCACACACACACCCCGAUUGCACACACACGCACACACAGACACACACGUACACUCCCCAGUCAUAAGUGAAUGACGGCAGGUCGCCAUGGAAACUGCGUUACGCUCAGGGCAACCGUAGAAGAAAACAGGAGCGGGAGGACUGAGUGGAGUAUUCAUUUCAGCACCACGCUCCUGGUGGACAGCUCCUGGAUGAAGUGGAGCAUCGCAUGUGUUAUCAGGGACAGAACAGCAGCAGCAGCAGUGUGGGUGGGGACUUCCAAACAACAAAAACCAACAACACCCUCACACCAUCGAGACGUGAAUCACGGUGGUUCCUUGAGGUUUGAUCCCGCUGCGAGACCAGGAGUUAAGUCAGUCGCUCUGCCUCAGCAACAGGGCAGCAGCAUGUCUGAAACCAAAUCCAGGCAGCGGUUCCACUGCCUGAAGCCUGAGCAGGUGGCAGUUCUUCAUCAGGUUCUGUCAGACAUCGUUCCCAUCCACGGCCGUGGGAACUUUCCAACACUGGAGCUUCGCCCUCGUGACAUCAUCAUUGCUGUACGGGCCAGUCUGCAGAAGCAGGGAAUCACUGUAAGAGACGUGCGUCUAAAUGGCUCCACAGCUAGUCACGUUCUGGUCCAAGACAACAGAAUGGGCUACAAAGACCUGGAUAUUAUCUUUGGGGUAGAGCUGCCCAGUCAGGAAGAGUUCCAGGUGAUCAAAGAGUCAGUGCUGGGCUGCUUGCUGGACUGCCUACCAUCAGGGGUGAACAGAGAGAGGAUCAGCAGUGCCACAAUGAAGGAGGCCUAUGUCCAGAAGAUGGUCAAGGUCUUCAGUGAGCACGACCGCUGGAGCCUCAUCUCGCUGUCAAACAACAGCGGCAAAAACCUGGAGCUCAAAUUCGUAAGCAUGCUGAGGAGGCAGUUUGAGUUCAGCGUCGAUUCCUUCCAAAUCAUUCUGGAUCGUCUUCUUGAAUCCUACAUGCAGCAGGACUCACAGUAUAAACAUAAUGAUGUUACUCUGAAGGACCAACCGGUGAAAACAAAAGAUGCGCCAUCUCUGCUUAAACAGACCAGCACUGCACAAACAGAAAAAAACACUGGUGAAGAUUUAUCCAAUAUACAGAAUGGGACUCAAAUAAGCAACACAGGGCAGAGAGAUGAGAUGCAUGGAAAGAAAGCCCGGAGUGAAAAUGGUUUGAAAUCAACAAAAGAUUCCACACAGGAAGGAAAUGACAAAAACAAAACACCCACAGAGUUAAAAGUGCACAGAGGAAACCUUAAUGAACUAAAGCCCGUGGCGAACACAUCUUUAAGCAUGAUAUCUGGAGAGAAACAAACCACUGAGAGCACUGAGGAUCAGACUAACCUUAAAAAUGAGGACUCGACUGAAUGGCCAGCAAAGGAGGAACCAUCAGAAACAGCAUAUUUAAACCACACCACAACCACUGUUGCAGAGGAAGUAGUCACAGAAAAAAUGGAAGUGACAAAAAGCACGCAGCCAGGCCAGACAGAGUCUAUAAGCCUGAUAGAAGACUGUAACGGCAAAGAGUCAUCUGAAAGAGUAAUGGUCUCUCAGCGAUUAAAUGAGGAUGACAGAGAUGAAACACAAUGCUUGUAUACUCCAGAUGAUGACACAUCUUUACAAGUGAGGGCAGAUGUUUUAGAGGAUGAAAAAGAAGUUGAGAUUGAGGUGCAGAUGGAAGCGAAGAGCAAAAAUGAAACAGAAUAUAGUGAAAUGUCGGAAGAGAGUUUAACAUCAGAGGAAAAGACAGACCACAUACAGAGAGAUGAUUGUUUCUGCUCCAUUUCCGCCACACCACUUUCACACAGCAACACACAGGAUACACACAACACACUCCAGAUUGAAAGAUCAGCUGACAGACUUGAUGCUGACAGCACCACAGAUCCUCAGGACACACCUGCAACACCUGGCCUUGUUUUUGACAAAAAGACCUCCUCUCAUUCUUGUAAGCCCUCAGAAAGACUCUCUCACAUGGUGGUGCUCAAACACUCGUCUCCUAAACCCCCACGUAGGAUGUGUAGGAAGGUUCCACCCGCUCCUUGCACUGGCCUGGCCUCUGAGAGUGACUCCAUAACAGCUUCCUGUCUAGAUCCAAACUCUUCCCCAGGCCUUCAGCCUGAUCUUAAUGGAAAUCUAAGUAUCGAGUCCAUUCCUGUUACGACGACUAGCUCAGAUGCCACAGAAACCAUCGACUUGAUCAUAAAAGCCAAUGGUUCUGAAUGCAACACAGCAAGUAACCCUCUGUCAAAUCUGGACUUGACCUUCACCCCUGAUCCCACCCCUGAUUCAAUUACUGUUCUACCUCAAGAGAUACCAUCUCAGUUGAUCAAAGAGGGUUUGUGUGAGACAAACAUUCAACGACAGGAUGAGCGACCACAAAUGGAUGAGCAAAGGCAGUCUUCCCCUGGAGAUUCUGCCUCGCAACUGACAGAGUUUGAAUCUCCCAAUAGCCUGCACUCAUUAGUUUCACAUGCAGAUGAGUCCUGUUCAAAUGUCCACGAGUCCACACGUACCUCAGAAGCUGAACUGAAGGAGGCGGAGGAGAACAUCAAAUUAUUGGCCAACUUGGUCGGGCCAAAUGAGAACCCUCAAGAGACCACACCACCUCAAGAGGCAACACCCCCUCACUCACUUUCCCCCCGCCACAGUACCCUUAUUUCUUGUCUCCCCCCUCCUGUACUCAGUCUGUCCCCUCCCAGCUUUACUCCCUCACCCCCAAGCAUCAGCCCCCCACCAUGCCUGACUCCUCCCUCUCCCUGCCUCUCAUCCUCAGUGCUGCACACCGUCAGCCCUGCUACCAGUUUUAGCUCUCCACCCCUGAGCUUCAGUCCUACCUCGUCUUGCCUCAGCUCACCCCCUUACCUGACCCCUCCUAUGCUCAGCCUCAGCCCUCCACCUCUUUGUCUAACUCCGCCUUCUCCGUGCCUCAGCCCUCCCCUCCUCUGCUUCACGCCUCCAGUGGAAUCAGCAGAUCCUACACUUCAGGUGUCAUCAGACACACCUUUGAUAGACAACACAGACAGUGAUGAACAGAUUACAGAGCUUUCUACCUUGCAAGGAAUCCCUGUUCUACAACUGGAGGAUAAAAUGGAGCAGAAUAUUGUUUCAUUGUUGCCGCAGCUUCCAGAGAAUGUCUCUUUUCCAAUCACAGUCCCGAGUGCAACCUCACAUGCACUGCCUCGCUCUCAGUGUGCAAACCUAAGGGAACCUAGCCCUCUAAAUUCAGACGAAGGAUCCAGCUCUGUGUGUGAGAACAAGGAGACCCAGAAAAAAACUGAAGACACGAGUGAACAUCGUGGAGCUCCUCAGGCAGCAGGCUGUAUCCCUGCUGUCGAGGUUCUGGCGGAGAGCAUGUAUGGUGACUUUGAGGCCGCCAUGGACCACCUGCGCUAUCGCUUAAUCGCUACAAGGAAUCCUGAGGAGAUUCGAGGUGGAGGCUUGUUGAAAUACAGCAACCUACUGGUCAGGGACUAUCGACCGGCCAGUGAGACACAAAUAAAGACACUGGAGCGCUACAUGUGCUCACGCUUUUUCAUUGAUUUCCCUGACGUGCAGGAGCAGCAGAGGAAGAUCCUGUCCUACUUGAAGAAUCACUUCAUUGGUGAGGAAAGGAGCAAGUACCAGUACCUAAUGACUCUACGUCGUGUGGUCGACGACAGCACCGUGUGUCUGAUGGGCCAUGAGAGGAGACAGACUCUCAACAUGAUCACAGUGCUGGCACUAAAAGUUCUAGGGGAGCAGAACAUCAUCCCCAACACAGACCAUGUGACAUGCUUCUAUCAGCCUGCCCCGUACCUUGCGGACCACAGCGCCCCCUAUUUAACAGAACCAAGUUACUGCAACUACUACAUACCCCAAGGGGGAUCAACUCUCCUGUACCAACCAUACCCCUUACACCUGCACACACAGACCGGACUCGUAUAAAAAUCAUGCAAACAUGCGUGGUUAAUUAUUUAAAAAAAACACAGCAAAGAGCAAAGCUGCAGGUAUAGGCCAGUUGGAGGAGAGUGGUAAGAUUCGCAGUUUGGCCUGUGUAAUAGACAUGUGCUUGUGAUUUUAAAAAGCAAACUCCACUGAAUAAUCUAUGAAGUUCUAACAAGAAUUAUUUUUCUGAUAUUUUUCCCGACAAUGCUGUGAGCACCCGUGAGUCCCGACUCUUUGGUGUCCCUGGGACUAAGAAUGGGUUUCUUCAUGGACACUCAAAUGCACUUCCACGUUCUUGAACUCUAAUGUAUUCUCCUAUUGUUACUGUAGUGUUCUUACUGGGUUUGUUUAGAUUGUGGACCUUGCCUGUGGUUAAUAUUGUGCAUGGAUAACAUGGGACUGUUCUCUCACUGCCAAAUACUGUGUGACUAUGUUCUUCAGACAGUUUAAUGUAACUUUGUUAAUUUAAUGAAGGGUUGAUUUUAAAGACGUAUACAAGGGUGGGUUUACCAUUGUGUACAGUGCUAUAUUCAAACUACAUGCAUGCACAAAUACGGACACACCUGUUAAGUAUAACGUAUGGAAAGUUAGACAACGCAUGAGUAGCUAAAUAUACAUCUAUAACACAAAGCAAAGGCUUUUAAUUUAAUUAACAAAUAUAUAUUUUUGCAAGACUUUUCAAGAUAAUACUCAGCGGUUAUCCUACUGGUUGUACACCAUGCCAACAAGAUUGCCUUUGCAAUAGACUGUACAGCAUAUUGGUUGCAGUAUGUUGUGUGUGAAUACAAUCCAUCGUUUUCAGGUAAAUUGUAAGGAAAUGUGCUGGAAUCCUUUGUGUAGUCACGUGUAGUACUGAACCAUCUCGUGGUUUGUUUUAUUUAAGGCUAAAGUUUACUCUACGGACUGGAGGUGGUCAGGUUAAAACCAUCUUUGGGUCAUUUCAAGAGCGUGGCAAACUGCUGUGACUCUUCCCGGCAUUAAUCACAAUCAAAUAUGAUAAGAAACCUGUUUCAGUCUAAUUUAAAGCAACAACAACUAUGACCAAAGAUGGUUGGGCAGGGAAAUCAAGUGCCUAAAUGCGAGACAUCCUUGCUAUGUCUUUAUCUUACUGAACUGGGGUGGGUCUGGACCUAGGUUACAAGUUUUGUGUUCAAUUGUUAACCCCUAUUACUGCUGCCUGUUUUGAUGUCUUCUUUAAUGUAGUCAUUUGUUGCAUUUGUUGUUCAUUUUUUUAAAUAAAGGGGGUACUCAACAAACAAAUAUGUUGAGAGAUUAGUCCCUUUGUUCUUAUGUGAUUUACCAUCAACCGUACGUCAGCUUUUCACCCCAAGAUUGUAUAGCUCAUGCAUCCGCCUACCCAUGAUUUGGUGCAGCAAUGAUCCACUUAAGCGUAACAG